This is a messenger RNA of Arctia plantaginis, 6852 nucleotides long. The record is from the annotation of a GenBank genome assembly. NCBI's taxonomy places the organism in Eukaryota, Metazoa, Arthropoda, Insecta, Lepidoptera, Erebidae.
AUGCGUCCGGACGUGUCGAUACCGCAGCAGGAAGAUGGAAACAGGAUCGUCAUUUCUGGCAUGUCGGGUCUAUACCCACAGUCACACAAUGUCAAGGAGUUUUCAGAUAUAUUGUAUAAUAAGAUAAAUCCGGUGACGAACGAAGACCUUCGUUUUAACUACUAUCAUCCCGAAGUUGUGCAACAUACAGGAAGCGUUCCUGAUCUCCCUUACUUUGAUGCUCAGUUCUUCAAAGUGCACUAUCGUCUAUCAAAUACUAUGGACCCCAUGGCGAAAAAAGUUUUAGAGCAGACGUAUACUGCCAUUCACGACGCUGGAGUUAAUCCGGAUCAGCUAUCGGGAAAGAAAGUUGGCUCUGGGUGCAGUAGAGCAAUGUUUGCGAAUCGUAUCUCGUAUUGGCUAAACGCAAAAGGUCCAUCAAUGUCUAUUGAUGAGGCGUGCUGUAGUUCUACCGCCGCAUUGGAGCAAGCGUAUCUGGCUCUAAGUCGUGGAGAAUGCGAAGCUGCCAUAAUUACUGGUACUUUCUUAUGUUUGCAUCCACAGUCAUCAGUGCACUAUGGAAGAAUUAUUAAAAUGUGCAAUGACGGUAAGACAAAGUCUUUCGAUGAGAACGCAAAUGGUUGCGCAAAGUCUGAAGCUAUAAAUGCUUUGUUUUUGCAAAAGGCGAAGGACGCCUUGAGAAUAUACGCUGAAGUCUUGUAUGUUAAAUCUGAAUUUACCGAUACGAUGAAAACAGAAACUGGUCCCAAAUAUGGAUUCUAUAGAAACCUCAGUAGCACAACUAAUUUUAUUAAGAAGUUCUACGACGAAGCUGGAGUUCCACCUGAAGCUAUUGAAUACGUUGAAGCUUUCGGUUCUGCCCAACCUGAGGCCGACAAGGUUGAAUUAGAAGCUAUUGAAGAAGUAUUUUGUAAGAAUAGAAACGACCCUCUCUUUAUCGGUAGCGUCAUGUCUAAUAUUGGGUAUGGAGAAGCUGCUUACGGAAUAUCUGCCAUUACAAAGGUGCUAUUGGGCUAUCAUAAUGGGGCACUAGCAGCCAAUUUGCAUUUUGAAAAACCUCGUCAAGAUAUUGCAGCGUUGCGCGAAGGACGCAUGCGCGUUAUAACUGAACAUCACAAGUUUGGCCGUACUUAUGUUGGUGUAAAUGGCAUGUCCGUUACGGGAGUAAAUUCUCAUGUUUUACUACAUGGAUGUUAUAAGCCCAAGGAUUUAAGUCGCUACAAAACUAACAUUCCAUACUUGGUAACUGUAUCUGGUAGACACGAUGAAGCUGUAAAAUAUAUUCUAGAAGAUUUAAAAUCCAACCCUAUAGAUCCUGAGCAAUUGGCAUUGUUAAACAAUAUUCAUCGAACAAGCGUCACCGGACAUUUGGGGAGAGGAUUCACUAUUUUGCAGACGAACAAAGAUCAGAAAACUAUUAGUCUACAUGAAAACGUGGAUUAUUUUAACAAUGCAAGACGACCAUUAUGGUUCGUUUACAGUGGAAUGGGAUCGCAGUGGGUCAGUAUGGGUGAGCAACUUAUGUGCAUACCCAUUUUUGCAGCUGCCAUAGAAAGAUGCCGAAAAGUUUUAGAAACCAAAGGCCUUGAUGUUGUCCAUAUUAUUACCUCCCACGACGAGAAUAUUUUUAACAAUAUUCUCCACUCGUUUGUGGGAAUUGCUGCGAUUCAAAUCGGACUUACUGACAUUCUUCAUGAACUUGGCCUAAAGCCAGAUGGAAUUAUUGGCCACAGCGUGGGUGAAUUGGGAUGCGCAUAUGCUGACGGUUGUUUAACGACGGAAGAAAUGAUUUUGAGUGCAUACUACCGUGGGUUGGUCUCGGUGGAAACUAAGUUCAUACGCGGUUCCAUGGCUGCAGUUGGUAUGGGUUACGAACAAAUAUCACAAAUUUGUCCUCCGGAAAUUGCAGUAGCUUGUCAUAAUGGACCUGAGUCCAGCACAAUUUCUGGACCUGCCGAUAUUAUGCGCGGAUUUGUGGCAGACUUGACAAGCAAGGGGAUCUUUGCUAAAGAAGUGCCGUGCUCCAACAUCGCUUACCACUCACGUUAUAUAGCUGACGCUGGUCCCGGGCUUCUGAAAUAUUUACAAGACGUAAUUAGAACUCCAAAACAAAGAACCGAGCGCUGGCUUUCAAGUUCUGUACCACAAGAAAAAUGGAAUGAGUCUUCGGCAAAAUACUGUUCCGCAGAGUAUCUUACGAACAAUUUACUGAAUUCAGUGCUCUUCGAGGAGGCUUCACGACUAGUGCCUAAAAACGCUGUGUUAGUGGAAAUCGCACCACACGGACUUCUUCAAGCGAUUCUCAGACGUUCAAUGCCAGCUGACUGCAAAAAUAUACCACUGACAAAGCGAAAACAUCCAAAUAAUACAGUUCUAUUGCUUGAAGCUAUUGGCAAAUUGUACAUGGAAGGCUACGAUUGUGACGUUCAGGUUUUGUAUCCAAAAGUCGAAAUGCCAGUUUCCACUGGAACGCCUUUCCUUUCACACUUGGUCAAAUGGGCUCACGAUGAAGAAUGGCCCCUGGUACUUUAUUCUUCAGCAGACAGAAUAGUCGCUUCCAAUUGCAAUUAUGUUCUAGCCUUGCAUGAUCAAGAACAUAAGUAUCUUGCAGGAAAUUUUAUAAGAGGGAACACACUGUACCCAUUUUCUGCUAGUUUAACGCUAGUGUGGGAUGUACUUACCAUGAUAAUGAAUGUCCCGAGGAAGCAGUUAUCAGUCGAGUUUAGUUAUGUACAAUUGUACUCACAACCCGUGCUCCACGAACGACGACAGCUAUAUCUUAACGUCACAAUACAAAGAGGAACAGGAAAGUUCGAGAUUUUGGAUGGUCGCUCUAAAGUUGUAACAGGAUUUAUAAAACCCCUAAACGAAAGCAAAACGGAAUGUGUGGAGAACGAUCUCAAGAAAAAUAUGUGCUUCAGUGCUGCAGAUAUUUAUCAAUUGUUACGUGACAGAGACUAUUUUUAUAGUGGCGAGUUCCAAAGCAUUGCUUGCGUUGAUGAAUCUUUGAGCAAUGGCAUGCUUUCGUGGCGUAACAACUGGGUAACGUUCAUAGACAGCAUUCUACAGCUAAACGUGCUACGACAAUCUCACCAUAGCGUUUCCCAACCCAACAGUAUCCGGAGCAUAACUAUUGACGUCGAUCUUCACAGUAAAUCUGUUCUAAAAUCGAAAGUUUGUGAAGAUAAUGUUCUGAUGUGGGCUCAAAUCUCCGAUGAAUUUGAAAACACCAGGUGUGGUGGAGUUAUCAUGGAAUCUAUUAGAUUUCAACAUCUUUCACCGGACAACACCACUAAAUUAUCAUUGAAAUCAUCGAACUUCGUAUACAAUUUUCAAUCCAUGCUUGAUAUUUCUUCAUCACUUCAAGUUUUCUUACAAAUAGUAGCUGAAAAUGUGAACAAGGAAGUAAUAACCGCAGUUGGAAUACGGAAUCAAGCUAAUAAAGGGUCUAUCUUCAAAGAAAUAAAUGAUGUCAUUAAAAACCUGUACAAAAUUAAGGUUAACUACAAACAAAUAACUCUUGAAAUGGCAAUGGAUAGUUACGAAUUCGGAAAUGAAGAUUUGAUACUUGUUCAGAAUUUAUCAACUGAUGAAAACGUUCGCGAGAGGUUAAAAUCCGUUUUGCAGCAAGACAAUUUUGUCGUGAACGAAGAAAAUAGUCCUAGUUCCAAACAACUGUCGUCAGUGUGUCGUGUGGUGUCCAUUCAUCAAAAGAAGGAAGAUCAGUUAGAACUACAAUUACUUCGUUGGGGGCCAGUAAGCUCCCGGAAAAUGACUACAACUGUAUCAGUUCGCAAUGAGACUGACUUAGAUUUCCUGGCCUCAGUUCGUAAUAAUUUAACUAUAGACCACCAUCUUUUGGUGAUUUCAACCUACCCUUCACCAACAGGCCUCAAAGAACUCAUCUCAUCGUGGCGAAAAGAACCAGUACGUAAUAAUGUUAAGAUGGUGACCAUCGACAGUACAAGUACUGAUGGUCUUGAAGAACAACUUCGCAAUAUUGAGUUGGCGUAUAAUCAUGUGGCCAAUGGUAAAUUAGGAGGCGAAUACUAUUUACCGGUGAAGCAAAGUCCGAAGAGAAGUCAGAACGCUACGUUGCAAGCUGUACAAUUUGGUGAUUACAAUUCAUUAAAAUGGGUCAAAGCAUCUGAAUUGACUGGGCCAGGAGUAACUGUAAAUGUCCAUUAUACUGGCAUUACUCUCAAUGAUACGAAACAAGCUAACGGUUCUCUGCUCUUCAAGCAACAUGUUCCUAAUUACUAUGGGAUGGACUUUAGUGGAAUCACGGAAAGUUUUGAGCCUGUAAUGGGAAUAGUACAGAGUGGUGCAGCAAGUACUCAGGUACGAGCACAGCCUGAUUUGCUCUGGCCUGUACCUGCUCACUGGAAUCUCGAAGAUGCCGCAACAGUGCCGCUAGCCUAUGUACAGGCAUUCUACAUUCUUGGAAUAAAGGCCGGAAUUCCUCGAGGCAGGACAAUAUUUGUACAUGGAGGAGCAGGUGCUCUAGGGCAAGCAAUAAUAUCAAUUGCUUUGGCUUUAGAUUGUCAAGUGUUUACAACAGUCAGUGAUAUACGUAAGAAGCAAUUCUUGCAGAAAAUAUUCCCGGCUUUAGAAGCUGACAACAUUGGAUGUUCACGUAAUUGCUCGUUUAAAGAAAUGGUUCAAGUAGCCACUAAGGAAAAAGGAUGCGAUAUUGUCAUCAGUUGCGUUACAGGAAACCUGAAAGACGAAUCCUUCAAUUGCACUGCAUUCGGUGGCUUGUUUUACGAUAUUUCACAACUGCAAAAUAGGGACGAAUAUAAUUUUGGAAUGUUUCACUUAAAUAAUGAAAGGAACUACUUCUCUUUGGACUUCUCUACAAUAUUUGAACCUAAAAAUAAGGAAACCCUGAAAGCUAUACACGUAAUGGUAAGCGAGGGCAUCGCACUUGGCUACGUUCGUCCUUUGUCGCGCGUAACGUAUGCACCGAAUGAUGUAGCGCGCGCUUUUCGAGUUUUGAAUGCCAGCUCUCACAGGGGUCGUGUACUGCUUCGUAUGAAAGGACAUAUUAUUGAAACACAACAAAGGUUGUCUUGCAGCGCAUAUCGUUCCAACUUGAUACUAUGUAGCGGAUCGCCGUUUGGACUACAACUUGCCGAAAGACUUGUGGCUAGAGGGGCUAAACAACUGUAUCUUCAUGUUAAUAAACUGAAUGAAUCAGCUUAUGUACAACACAAAAUACGGUCUUGGAGAAAACUUGGUGUUAAUGUCGUUAUAUCUUCGGCGCCCUUGAAUAGCCAGCAAGCUGUAGCUUCUUUGCUAACCAGUGUAUUACGUCAAGGCCCUCUAGAAGGUGUCUAUAUAGAUGCAGGAGAAAACAGGACCGAUGUUGAUCAUGACUUGAUUAGCAAUUUGGACUCGGAAAUAAGAAUCUCAUGUCCCGAUAUAUGUUACUUUACCGUAAUCUGUUUUGAUGAUAAUUCUAAUGGCCAAAAUGUAUGUCUGAGUCGAGCACGGCAAUCGUUACCGGCGACAAUGGUUACACUGCCCGAAAUGGAUAACGAAUCGUACGGCAGUUACGUAAAUUGGCGCUGUGCGGUAGACGCAGUGGAAAAUGCUUUGCAAAGCACUCACGGUGUGGUCUUAGCACAUGGAUGCAAACAAAAACCUUCCCUUCUAAAGCAAAUUGCCACGUUAACUGAUAUAAGUAUACCAGAGAACGCUGCAAAGAGUCUAACUUUAGAAGAAUUAGGUGUUCCAAAUCAUAAAUUGCAGUCACUUUGCACUUUCUUGCGAGUUCAGUAUAACCUAACAUUUGAUCAAGAAGAAGUUCUAUCGUUAACCAUACAAUCAAUAUUGGAAGCAGAAAAGAAAAUAAUAGACUUUACUUAUGAAGAUAUAAAAGGCUUAAACACUUUCUUCAACUACGUUGGUCCUGAUGAACUUCUUGCAACUAAUGAAUUCGUCUUUUUGCCAACACUCGUGAAUAUAGCGUCAAUGAGAGACGACGAAUUUCAACAAGACCAAAUUAAUAUCUGUAUAGUGCCGGGGAUUGAGGGUCAUCACGAGCGGUUCCGCCUUUUCUGCGAACGCCUGAAACUGUCGGCUAUCGUUUUGCAACCCGGUCUUGACUAUCCACAUGAAACCGUCCGGGAAACAGCUCAAAGGUUUACUGAGGUGUUGCUGAAAAAACUUGGAGUAAACAAUAGAUUUUAUCUUUUGGGCUAUGAAAGCGGCAUUUUUGUUGCUCUGGAAGUUGCAGCUAUCCUUGAAGACCUUGGUUUGACUGGCAAAGUUUUUUGUGUUGGAUGUACGCCAGAGGAUCUUAAACACGAGUUUAAGGAACAACUAUCAGAAUUUAAGGAUGAGAAGCAACUACAAGACGCGGUGUUGCGGCACAUGUAUACGUUGUUGACAGGAGACGAUGCUAGUGAACUCGACGUAGCACUGGCAAACAUCACCAAGUGGUCACUGAAAGUUGAAACUUGUGUGCGUACUCUUCUCGGUAGAGUUUCGCAUUCAGCGCAGUAUGCACGUGCGCUCAUAGAGUGUGCACUGGCACGAAUUACUCAAAUGAGGGACUUUAACUUUGUACCCCGGCCGCUGCAGUCUCAAAUUAUACUAAUACGCUGUGCAACAGGGCAUGCAACACAACAUGAUACAGUUUUGCAACAUGUCUCAAAACAACCACUGGUUGUACAUAACCUAGAUACGCCGCUUGCACAUGUUAUAACGGAUUUACGUUGUGCCGCGAUUGUGAAUGAACAUUUGGAUCCUGCAAUACUCGCAGCCUUUGCGAACAGAAAUAUCUGCGAUACCUAUCUAAUGAAUGCUUGUGCAUUCAUGACGAUUAAUUAUAAAAAAAAAAAUUAA